Odontomachus brunneus is the source of this 3145-nucleotide messenger RNA. RefSeq lists its product as uncharacterized. Gene Ontology annotation, molecular function: chitin binding. The coding region runs from base 163 to 2103 and encodes 646 amino acids. Gene Ontology annotation, cellular component: extracellular region. The record is from RefSeq and is a predicted model, not a curated record. Lineage: Eukaryota; Metazoa; Arthropoda; Insecta; Hymenoptera; Formicidae. The transcript is spliced from 3 exons.
CGUGGUCUUCGGCGCGUCGGUCACGCCAGGUGUUGUUACCUGUCCCGCUACCUGUUCGCUCCGCGUGUCCACCGUUGCGAACACUAACACGUACACGAGCGCAACGUGCAACGUAUUAUAAACGAGGAAGAGAGAGAGAGUGAGAGGCGAGAGGAGAGAGAGAUGCGCCCGCUGUUCCGCAAUGUUCCACGCGGCCAAGUCGCGGUGCUCUCGCUGGUGUUGUUGCUAAUGCAAAACUGCGGAGCAUCCCCGACGGAGCCGAACGUGACUAGCGCUAUUCCGAAGGAUGACGGGGAGGAACUACUGGCAAACAUGAAUCUGACGUUAUUCAAGGAGAGAUUCCCAAGAUUGAUACCCUACAUGACUUUUUACGUCGCCAAUAACUACGUGAACGGGCAGGCCGCGCUGGCGCAAAAUUAUGCGAAGGAGCUGUCGGGCACUCUGCCCCGAAAAAUUCCGCAACAACAUCUGCAACAGCAGUUGCAGCAUUCUUUGCUUCGGCUGACCGGCAUCCCGAGGAGAGGCGGCGGUAACAAGUAUCACGUCGGUUCUCCUAACCAGGACGCAAAGUUCAUCCCAUCCGUGCAAUUCGAUCCUAGGAACAUCGGCGGCGACAACGACUACUUUUCACCGGUCAAGUACAACGCCAAGAUCAACUACGCGGACUACUCGACUCCGACCUAUCAGCAGGUCUUUCAGGUCCAAAAGAUCUAUCCCGAGAUCACCACGCCUUCCAGUCAGAUCCUGCACAAGCAAAAUCGAUACUACAUCGCAAGGCCGCUCCGGCCGCCCGCGAGAGAGCACCUGCUGAAGAAACCGCUAGUGGUCGACGGUCCGCAAGACGAUUACGACCAGGAUUACGCGGCGAGGCCGGCCGUCGCCUUUAAUUACCCGAGCAACGAAUUCGAGGGACCAAGAUACGUGUCGUCGCCGGUGCAGCAACCGGCGGUGGUGAAGCAGCAGUACGAAACGGCCGAGAGGAAGCCGUCGCUCAUCACGGCGGUUUACCGAAAGCCGAGCGUAAAUCUGAACAACCUAAUCGAGAGCUUCCAAUUGUCCGAACGACUGCCGGAGAGGCUGAACAAAGACAACAUUGACAACAGCAUAAAGGCGCUCGUGGAGAUCCUCAAUAUCCUGCACAAUUCGCGAAAGGAGGACUUUCCGCAAUCGCAAGGGCCGCCGCCGCCGCCUCAAUUGAACGGCUACGAGAAUUACAAGCCAAAGACGCGGCCGAAGGUGAUCACGGAGACGAAGUUCCAGGUGACGCCGAAUCCCCUGUACAUCACUGACGACCCCGAGCGACACAAGACCACGGAAUACGUGGACGACGUGCCGAUCAAGGCACAGGUACAGCCUGAUUACAAUCACGUGAAGGACGAGAAGGUGGAAUAUUACGUUCCGUACGUUCAGGAUAUUUCGAACGACGCGAAGCAAGGAUUCAGGCCGACCGUGAGACCCGACGCGCCCACCGACCACUCCUACGAGAUCACGGAGGACGUCGACGACGACAUCCUGCAGGACGGACGGUACGCUUUGCCAAUUUCCACCGAGGCGUCUACCAACAAGGGCUACGUGGCGCCGAAUGAAAUUGCACCCUCGGAAAUGAAAAUGCCGAAGACGUCGGCGAAGUACGGUGCGACGCGCGGUAAACCGAGCGUGGACUACCCGGCGUACGCGACUAUACCGGAAACCUCCUUCAGCUGCAAGGAACAAAGGUACAAGGGAUUCUUCGGCGACCCGGCGACCGGAUGUCAAGUAUGGCAUUAUUGCGAUCUAAACGGCGGCAAGUCGUCGUUCUUAUGCCCGAACGGUACAAUAUUCAGCCAGAUAGCAUUGACCUGCGACUGGUGGUUUAACGUGAAAUGCGAGACGACUACUCAGCUGUACGUGCUGAACGAACGAUUGUACAAAUAUAUCUUGCCAAUUAUGCCAAAGUUCCCGGAGGAUUUCACCGGUCCGGAAGUAGAUCGAUAUUUGGAGCUCAAGUUUAAAGAGAUGGAGGCGAAACUAAAAGAGAAGAAACUCAAGAAGCAACAAGAGGAAAAGAAUAAGCAAAAGGGGAAGUCGCAAACGACGGACGAUGACGACGACAACGAUGAGUAGACGUGUAGCGUCACGCGCUGAAUAAUUUAGUCUCUAUGUCUGACACACAUUGUAGGUGUCUCGUUGCCAUUACGAUAUACAUAAACAAGAAAAACCCAUCGUGGAUUGUGACACCGCCUUGCAAUCUCGAAAAAAGUGCAAUAUGUGUAUGAUAGAGUUAUAUGUGAUUUAACGAUAGGGAGGAUCGCGCGUAAAAAGUUAUAGUUAGAUUAUCGCGAUCACUGUGUACGGGUAUGAAAUGGCUGAUGAUAUAUUAGAUAUUUCUUGUACUCCCUCUAGUCAUAUGCGUAUUGUGUACUAUUUAUGACCGAAAGUGCUCGCCCGUUUGGCGUGAGCGCUAUCUCUUUCGAUCUACGGCCGACGAAUAGUGCUGUAUGUUGUCGCAGCACAAUGUAAAUCUCAUAAUUUUCGUAUUUCAACGGAAAACAGUAACAGUUGAAGUACGCGCGAUGCGCACCGAGAGAAUGUAAUCAAUAUUUUCCUCGCGUAUAUAUAUCGUCCGUAAAAAAAAUAUAUCGGACAUAUUCGUCAUUUGUUAUAAAUAUAUUAAUAUAUAUGUAUGUAUGUAUGUAUAUGUAACCACACACUUUCUUUGUGGCGAUCAAUGUUAUGUUUAGUAUACGUCUAAAUCUAAAGUAUGUAUCUCAAUGAUAUAUCUACGAGAAUGUGACUUGACUAUUUACUUGUAAUUUAUCAAGAGUCACUGCAAAAUCACAUUAAAAUAGUGAGCAAUACAUUAAUCUGAAUAUUACUAUGAUCAUUAAAUAUUAUUAUAUAUAAAUAUUAUAUACAAAUAUUACUAAAGAAACAAUAUAAUUCUUUCUACGUGUACCUAAUAUUUUAUUAAAUUUUUAUUUUAUUAAAUUUUUACCUAGUAUUUUAUUAAAAUCUUUAAUAAAUUUAUUUAUUAGUUACUUCCUAACACAUGCUCGUCUCGUGUCAAUUGUAUGAACGGUUUCCAAAUAAAAAUACUUGAUGAAUAUAGGUACUCACCUGUUUAGUCUGGAUGACUCUUUGCAGAUUGUCGGUGAUUUUGUGGCUG